Molecule: messenger RNA, 4932 nt
Organism: Acanthaster planci (crown-of-thorns starfish)
Lineage: Eukaryota; Metazoa; Echinodermata; Asteroidea; Valvatida; Acanthasteridae
Source: RefSeq, a predicted model, not a curated record
UCUUUAUUUCAAUGUCUGCAUUCAACGUCGUUCCAACAAUACAAACCACAAACUAAUCAAUCAAUUCCAACGAAAGUUUUCAUUUUUGAGGCAACUGCGUUCGAAAAUGGAAAAGUAGUUCGCGUAAUGCUUUAUUGAAGACCACGGCGAUCACUUCUGUCACUGCCAGGCCACCUUUUCUUGCUUAGCCUUGGUCAAGACAUUCGUCAUUCUUCGCAGCGCAGAGCGUCCUAGCCGCUCAAGGACCUAGUACGUACCUGCGUACGCACGUGUACUGUAUAUAACUUGCAUAUAUUGCAAAAUCAAGGCAAAGAGCGACCCUACGCGGCCUAGGAAAUAUGCAAUUCAGCUGAACCCAGACGAACGUCUUGGUGCAACCGUCCACGGAAGCUGUAUUGGGCGCUGCUCAUUACGCUAAUGACUUUAAGUACCCAGAGCCAAUGUUUUUAAAUACGCUUUUGGAUAGGUUCGUUGCUACAUAGUAAUUGACGCGCCUCUUCGUCGACGUCAUCGCGUGCUUCUUCCACAGCUGGAAGAAGAGUGACUCUCUCACGCGCCAGGCGAAGAACAAACUCCUUGAAUGGGUCAGGAAGGGAGAAUACGUUGGCAGGAAGAUCUUGGUAAAUCUGGCUUGAGCUUCAAACCAUUCACGCACAAGAGCAGCAUGGUUGAAUCUGGCAUUGUCCCACACGACGGUGAAUGUUGCCAGUCCUUGAUCGUCGAGAGUGCGAUCAGUCUUUCCGAGAUACACUGAGAGUGAUGACGUCAUGUCUUGAAAUUGCUGCAUACUUGGUGAUAUUUUCCCAACGCAGACCAAGUUUACGUUGGCUUGCUGUCCGAUGACAUUUCAGCCUCGCCGUCGUCUCUUGGUCAGGUUGAUCCUUCAUUGGUACACUGACGCCGGAACCCGCCUUUUGAAUGGUGCGAACCAGCGUUAGGAUCACCUAUCGAGUUUCAGACCCAUGUUAAACAAACAGGCCCAAAUUCACGGUGUGGUAUGUGGGUACCGUGUCUAGCUGCUGCCGGUCAUGUGUACACACGUUGCUUAGUGAAGCGUAGCUUGUCAAGUAUUCACCUGCCACAGAAGGAAACACAGAGUAAACGCGGUAUUCGUCAGCCAUUUCCCCAACGACUGUGCUAAGAGCUAGGCUCAGCCCAUGACGAAGUUCAUCUUUGGGGAGUUAGCUUGACGUUAUGAAUAAUAGACAACACUGACAUAUAAUGCCGUGCAGGUAACGUUUAGGCUUAGUUGGUUAUUUGACAUUCGUCAGCGUUUAUACGGCGAAUACACGUUAAAUUAAGUAAUAUUUCGAUGCUGGUAUCAACAUGCCUCCAUCAUUUGUCAGUUGGAUAUUCAUCAUUCACAAAGGAGGAAGCGACCUCGAGCCCAUGUCAGCAUUUUCAUGCAGGUGUUUAACUCGAAGUGUGGGCUUAAACUGAACUGUCCACUGCAGAGUAUUAAUUAUGACGAAACGCCGCUUUUUACUCAAUAGCACUGUCGUUUAUGUAGGCCUGACCAUUUUGGUCUUAGUUUUCAUAGCCGUAAGCGACUAUUCAGGCUGGAGUUUGCGUUAUGUGAGACCUCCGCUAUCACUUGUUGGGGCGUCGGCUCUCCGGCAUCGUCUUACCGAUACGGUCGACAGGGGGAGGGGUGCCGAUUUCAACUUGACCUUCACGCAGGGACACACUCUUACACUUACUCUCCGCAUGGAAGUGAAACCAACGCUGGUGAAAGUGUUCUUCUGUGAUGCCUUACGAUCUGCUGCGUUGUUUUGGUCACCGAAGCUGGGCCCAAUCAGCGUGAUACUAAACGAGGAAUCCGCAGCCGAUCACCAGUUUGCUGGCAGGAUGCGUCGGCUGGAAGGCGAGCUGGGUUUCCAGUUUGACUUCCACUACGAGCCUCUUCCCAAUGAUCCCUCCAUCUUAAAGAGUUUUCGAGGCCAAGGGUACGCCCGACAGCUAUGGAGUAGCUUCUUUAUGGAUAUGUACAUCAAGGCGUCCAUUGUCGCCUGGACAGACGCGGAUGGGAUGUUCACUGCGCCCGUCACUCCACAUAAUAUCUUCAACGGCCAGCGAUUGCGAGUGGUUACUUUCACCGACUGGAAAGAAAUUAGGGAAUACGCCUGGGAAAUAACGACUGAAACUGCCAUGGGCAAAACACUGGUGUCAAAUUUCAUGUCUUAUUUCCCAGUUUACAUCUGGAGAGAUACCAUAACCAACUGCAGGAACCAUGUUGUGAAGCACAUGCAAGUGUCUAGCUUUGAGGACGCCUUUCGUAAGCUGGUAGAUGCACCCGUUGGAAAAAAAGGAAUCCCAUUGAGCCCUGUCAACGUCAUCUUGAACUACGCGUAUUACUUUGAACACGAUCGUUACGACUGGCAUCUCGAUGGUAUCCGGAAAGACGCACCUCUCGGUUUGGCGAUCAUACCUAGCGAGAGGGUCCCGGAGGUGCGUGUCACUAAUCACAAAGCGUCUGCCAACAUAUUGGUGCAAGGGUACUGCAUCGCAAAACGGUACACUGACUCGCUUCCGGCUGCUUGCGAGCGGUUUCGAUACAUUCCCAAUUUCCACCUGUUUGUGUUCGAUGUUAACACUGAUCACUUUAACACGUGGUGCUCACUCAGGAAAGGUCGCCGAGACUGCGCAAAACGCAUCGAAGCGCACUACCAGAAUUUCAGGAAGCAUUACAGUGCCGGGUAUGACCUGGAUUUGCAACGAGUUCACAGGGUCGAAAAAGCGGCAAGGCGGGAGAAAGUUUCAUGUGAUGAAGCAUUUCAGUUCGAAUUAAACGAACCAUAAUGUGAUAGUGUUAAAUGAGAUAACGUGACUAACACAACCCUGACAGUGUUAGGUUGCUCUUACACAGCUCACAACCAGAAUGUGGGUUCUACACCCUAUAUGAACUCAACUAUUCAGCACUGUAAAAACUCUGGUAUUAAAAUCAACAAAUUUGGUGUUAUCAAAUGACCACACCAUAGGGUGUUACUUUAACACCACUUGUGUUACUUUGUACAGUAGUGUUACAAUGCACUGGAAAGUGUUAAAAGUAACACCAAAUAACAUCAAAAUUUUUAACAUAAGUGAAAAGUGUUGAUGUUGUCCUCUGAUAAUACCGGGCGUGUUAAAUUUAACACCCUGGUUUUUGCAGUGAAUGAAUGGUUAGUACUUCAAAAACUUGCAUGUGACACCACUCAUUAAAAGUACACGUGUAGUUUGAGGUCUGUUCAACGUUUGAUUUUGUUUCUUUUUCUUAUAAGUUCCUUGUCACACGCGUGCCAGCUCUCUUACAUUGAUCACGCCAUUGGAAAAGUGUACCUUUUUUGCUGACCCGUCUGUGGAAAAAAUGGGUGUAGCAGGGGAAUACAGUUUUCACAAAAUUGCCGUCAAAAUGACAACAAGAUGUUUCUAAAAAGUCCGAAGGCUGGAAGCGUACAAGUGUGCAGUACAGCCAUAUCAGGAAAAAAGUGCCGCUGGGCAUUCCGCUUCCCGGCUCUGAUAGGAUUGUUUCCGUUGGAAAGUGCCAUUUUGACGGAAUAGUUGACAAUUUCUUUGCUUUUCCUUGCAAAGAGGGCGUUUUGUAUUGUGUUGUUACGGCAGGAAGACAAAAAAAGUUCGUGGGGUUUUCUGAUGAAAUCAUAACGGACCCAAAAUGUGUCUGUUGUUUAUAUUCGUAGAGGAACUUUGCCUACUAUUGUGAAAUUAAAAAUAGAUAAAACGAAGUAGAAAGUUUUCCGGGAGAAAUGUUGGCAACCGAUUUGCUUUAAAGUUGUCUUUAGCCCACCAAUCUGCCAAUUUGCGUGAGCGUAAUAAUAAAAAGUCGAGCCGUAGUGCCUUUAAAAUGGUACUUCAAAAUUAAACAUCAGGUUAAAAUGAGCCCAGGAGACAAUUAAAAUAUCUGCAUGUUAACGAUUUCACUGCAUCACUUUUAAUUCGACAGUUUUGGUUUUAUUUAACUUAGUAAUCAACCAUUUUUGUAUUGUAUUUGGCUUUGUACAUGCGACGGAUAAAGAUGUGGACCGUUCUUAUGAUAAUUAUAUCCAGUUAUUAUUCCAUCUGUGAAGUAACCCUCCCUCUCUAAAGGGCAAUACGUAAGAAAAGUAGAUUUUAUCUCAUCAAUCAAUGAGAUAAUCAAUUAACAUUGAUUUGCUUUUAUUUUUGCGUUGGUAUUUUGUGGUGCGUUGUAUCUCAAAACAGAUACUGCAGUGUCUUGGUUUUUGUUACAGAGCAUAAAAAACAUGAACCAAUAAUAACUGAUGUGCCUGUUUACGUACCCAUCUUGGUAUUUUUUUAUUCCCCUUCGGUAGCGUAGCCUGGUGGUGGAGAGUGGAGUAUGUGACUAAACUAAUUAAUUACAUUUCAAACACUUCGCUGGCUACUAUUCUUUUUUUUUGUUAGGCACAUUUCUCCAGUAUAGUUAUCUUAGUUCAGUUCAGUACAGUUCAGUUCAUUUUAUUUCCACUUACACCUGUCAAAACAGUGAAUCCAUUAACACUUUUAAAUGACGCAAGUAAUUGAUAGUAAGUGGAGCAGGUCUCCAAAAAGCAGGGCUUGUAAACCGGGUACCCCCUUGGGAUUGUGUGCAUGUAGAUUGUGCUAAUUACAUUUACAUGAUUGUUAUGACAAAAGAAGUACACAAUAUUUAAAAUGACAAAUACACACAACACACAAAAGGAGACAAGACAAACCUGACGGCAGGACAAGACGUCAACAAGAGGCUAACAAGCACAAUAAGAAAUAACUACAAUUACAGUGAAAUAUAUGAAAAAUUUUUCAAUCACUCUAAUCGGUGUUUUUCUACAAGCCAAGCUUUGAGUUGUUUCUUAAAGACCGACAAAUUUUUAAUUGAUUUAAGAUUAUUACUUAAGGUAUUCCAAAAUUUUGGACCCUGAAUAGAAACAGAAUUAAAAGACGGAGAAAUGCGUACAUAUGGAA